AUGACAAGAGAUGGAUACCAGAAAAUAAUCACGGGCGAAAAUACGAAAAAAUACGGCUUUAUUUCUCUUCUUCUCUUUCAAUGGAUGGACAACAUCUUCAAGACAGGUAGCACAGGAACUAUAGAGGAAAGCGACUUUGCACCACUUUCAAGAGAAAAUUCCACUGAUUCUUACAGCAAACGCCUCCAGACACAAUGGGAGAAAGAGGGAGCUAAGAGCAAAGGCAAUGGGAAGAGACCGAAACUUUGGAAAAGCGUCAUUACAAUGAUAUCUUUCAACGAAGCGUUGAUCAUGGUACUCACUCGAGCCUUGUACGGACUUUGGCGACUCCUCAAGCCUCUACUUCUGGGUUACUUGCUUUCCUCUCUAAUGGAACCUGAUCCACAUAAAAAUCCUCUUUCGUAUGGUUGUGUCAUAAUUAUGGGAUUAGGUGCCUUGAUUGGAACAAUUUCCAUGCGACACUCUUCCUAUCGUUCAGAUGUACUUGGUAUCGGAGUGAGCAGUGCUCUGAAAGCUCUUAUUUAUCGAAAGGUAAACAGUUUUUUUUAUUAAUUUAAUCUUUCCGGCCUAUGGCGCACGAUGCAUAGGAGGUAACAAACGAACUCCAGAGCUAUUUACCCAAGGAGGAAUGAUAGCUUAUUUAAAUUUUGUUUAGUGGAAGGAAAAACUCGAUAUUUUGAAGAUCAGUACUUGUGUGAGGGUAAUUUGCCCAUAAUUUCCGUAUAUCUAAUGAUAAUAAUUCAGUACGAUAAUUUCGCAAUAUGAAUUUUGACAGAUUCUACAACUCAAGAGGGCUGAUCUACUCAAAUUUACAACAGGACGCGUGAUUGACCUGCUCUCAAACGAUGUUCAGCGACUGGAAGGACAAACGUUAAUGUUGAUUCUCGGUAGCAUUUUGGAUCUCACCCUUGUCAUACCUGGAACUGUAGUUUUUCUUGUGUAUUUAAUUGGUUGGCAAGCUCUCAUGGGAGUCGUAUGCCUUUUUUUUCUGGUGCCGUAUUUCGCAGCGUUGUCCUCUCUGUGUGCCACACUUCGCCGGCGCACAGCAGCAGUUUCAGAUAGGCGCUUCUCUUUGUUGAACCAAGUAAUUUCCGGGAUUCGCGCCAUUAAAACACAUGCGUGGGAGGAUGAAUUCAGAGGGGAAAAUAAAACGGAUACGAAGGUAAGUAAAAAGAUGUAAUAACUGAUUACGAAGUAGUCGGGAACGCUGUGGCAAAAUAUUUAUUGCAGCUCAAAUGAAAUGAAACAAACCAAGGUCAAUAUUCAUUUCUUUGGUUUCGAUUCCUCGAAAGAAGAACCUGCUCAUUAUCAUAGGGCUUAGGCUUCGUGGCUUCGUAGCUAAGGUGGCAGAGGCACUCGAUUAACAUCUAAGGGACACACACUGCUAGCUUUUUUCCUGUAAUUGCUUUAAAAGCAGCUUACCCGCCAAGAUCCUUUCUUCACACCUGUUUUGCAACUCCACUACUGGAAAAAAAAGUCGCAGAAAAUUUUUGGCCCAGAAGUUAAGAGGUAAACGAAUCGGUUGCAAGCAAACAUUGUUUUCGUGUGAACAAAGUAAUAAUACUGAGCGGGCAGCACAACAAUCCAUAUAAAUUAUUUGGAUAGUGCUGUGCUCCCCGAUUAAUCCAAUUAGAGUUCAUUUUGACAUCUGGUAUACUAGUUGGCUUAUUUUCUGUGCACUGAAUCCCAGACGAAAAGCCCAGCUCAAACAGUCACUAAGAUCAUUGUGUAGUGUCCUUGUACUUAACCCUUCAAAAGACAUAUGAGAGCCGAAGAAUUGUCAAGGGACUCCUUACGAAAUGCUAAGUAAAAACCUGGCGCUUCACGCAACAGAAACCGGUAGGCUUCGGCACUUACGAGAGUCAAUCUCUUGUUUAGACGUUUUUCACAAUUUGAUAUUAAGCAAUGUCACAUAAGAAGCAUUCAAUUUUGUGCUAAUGAUUGCCAAAUUUGUUAAGGUAAAGAAAAAUAACAUACAAUGCAUUUAUUCUGUUUGCAGUGAUGAAAUGAGGAUUAUCCGUACGAAAAGCAGUGUUCUGUCAGCCCUUGCUGCCUUGGAGUAUACUUCAGUGCCAUUUGCGAUGCUGGUGUCAGUCAUGACUCUGGUGCUAACUGGUCAACCCCUCACGCCUGUUAACGUGUUUAUGCUUCUUUCUUUCGUCAAUGUAGCAAGAAUAAGCCUUUGCAUAUACCUACUCUAUGGUACCUUAGAAGCAUACGAGGCUUUUGUUUCACUUCAAAGAAUCGAGCAUUUCCUUCUUCUGAAAGAUUUACCCGAGGCCUACCAUGAUCACUCCAGCGAAAGCACUGACAAAGGGAGAGGGAAUGUAUCCGAACUGACGAGAAUCUCGUUGGAUCAACACCAUAAAACUGAAGAAAAUCCCCGUAUUCUUGUUGAUGAACAACACAAAAUGGCCAUGCCAGCGACCCUGCAAGUGUCAAUUUUAACAUCGAAAGAAAACCUCAGUGAUGAUGUGUUUAUUUUGCAAGAUGUCCAAUUUUCAACGGCGUCACAAGAGUUAACAGUCAUCACAGGUCCAGUGGGUAGUGGAAAGUCUACUCUUCUCUCAGCUAUUGCGGGUGAGGUGUCAGUCGCAAAGGGAACAAUAACCUGGCCAUCUUCCCUUGUUUAUGCGCCACAGACACCGUGGAUCUUCUCUGGAACAAUAAGACAAAACAUUUUAUUUGGUCAACCUUACAAAGAAACCAGGUACUUCCAAGUAGUUCAAGCAUGCGCCCUGAUGGAAGACUUUCAGAAGUUUCCAAAAGGUGACGAAACGGUUGUAGCUGAACGAGGCGUGGCUCUCAGUGGGGGCCAGCGCGCACGAGUAAGCCUGGCACGUGCGGUUUACAUGGAUGCAGAUCUGUACCUGCUGGAUGACCCUUUAAGUGCCGUGGAUACGAAAGUUAGUCAACAUAUAUUUGAGAGAUGUAUUAAAGGCAUAUUGUGCAACAAAACCCGACUGCUAACGUCCCAUCAAGUAGAACACAUGAAAGAAGCCGAUGAAGUGAUUGUGUUGUACAAAGGACGUUUGUUGGCCAAAGGUACUUUCUCCGAGCUUAAAGAGAAGGGUGUUUUUGAUUCUGCACUUGAUCCACUUUGCAAAAAGCCUUUCAGAGACAGGAAGCCCAAUGCGAGAUCGGUUUCGGAAAAGGAAAAUAACCCAGAAGUCAAGGAUAAAGCAAUGCCUGCACCAACUCAGGACAAGGAACUACAAAUAUCAGACGAAGACCGUAUAAUCGGAGGAGUGACUUUUAAGAUCUAUUGGGACUACUUCAAAAGUGGAUUAAAUGCUAUGACGAUUGUUGGAGUCAUCUUCUUGUGCUUCAUCACUCAAGGUAAACUUGAUAGGUUUUCAUUCUGUUUUUAGCGGAAGCCUUCGUUUAAGUUUCAGUUUCUCGCUAACUUUGUAGACUGAGACUUCAUCAUAACUGGGUAUGUUUAUCUUUUAUUCCAUUCAGUCUUUCAGACUCAAGAAUUUGAACCCUCUAUUGCUUUUACCUCACCGGUGAUUAAGAUAUGUCAAUUCUUCGGUGAAGUCUGCGGAAAAUAAAUCUUCCAAGUGGUGAAUAAUGGCCGUAAAUAUACUAAAAUUAUGUAUGUGCACUACAACAUAAUGACCAGCUCCCAGUUGGCUUGUUAGCUUAGUUGGUAGAGUGCUGCACCGGUAUUGCAGAGGUCAUGGGUUCAAAUCCCAUACGGGCCUGAAUCUUUUUCAGGCCUAAUUUCAACUACUGGUUCAAAGCUGUGGGAUCGCUUCUAUAUCCUUUUCUUUAACUGCAGUGCACAUAUAUGAUUUUCAUGUAUUUACAGCCAAAUAAUUUUUCCUUACAACAUUACCCCUGAAUCACACAUUAAGGUCACGAGAAUAAAGGAAAUGAUCACCAACUUGAGAGGCUCUUGAUUGGCAAACAAAUUCUCCUUGUCAGCACCUUAGGAGGGAGAAGUUAACUCACACUUGUCUUGUAAUUCCUUAUAUAAAUUUUGAUACUUAACCCUUAAACCUCUGAGAGUGACUAGCAUCUAGUUUCUCCUUAGAAAAUCACCCCUCAGUGAAACAUUAAGGUCACAAGAAUAAAAGAAAUGAUUACCAACUAAAGAAGCCCUUGAUUUUUUAAACAAAUUCUCCUUGUCAGGGCCUUUGGAAAUGUAUAGAGAACAGUAUGGAGAAUAUGCAUACUGAUGUUAGGGUGGAAAGGGUUAAGCUGCGAAGUGACAAAGGAAAAUUUUCAGAAAUCCCGCAAAAUUAUUAUCGUCGCUCUUGCCACGUUUUUAUAUCCACCAAUUUUUGACAUCUCCAUCCAAAAACGUAUCUUUUGCCAACUGAUUCAUCUUACUUACUACCUCUUAACCCUAAAACUCCCAUGAGUGACCAAGACUGAAUUUCUCCUCACAAUAUCAAUACAAUAUCAAGCACACAAGUGAUUAGAAUAAAGAAAAAUAUCACUAAGGGGGUUUUAAAUUGAUCCAAACCAAAGUCUCCAAACUAACAUCAAAAGAACUGUAUGGCAGAUAGAAGGAGAAUUACUAAUGGGAUCUUGGGAGUUAAAAGGUUAAUUUAUACUAUUUUUAUGUCCUCUCUUUUUUCAUAGUGAUGAUAGUUUCUCCUGACUUUUGGCUUUCAUCUUUAACUGAGGAGAGUCAAGAAAACCAGAAAGACAAAACAAACCUGAUCAUAUUUGGUUGUUUAGUACUUGGAUCCUUCAUAUUUGCCGCUGCCAGAGCAUUUUGCUUUCUUCAGGCCGCCGUAAGAUGUUCCGAACGUCUUCACGAUAAGAUGACGGUGGCAAUUCUAGAGGCGCCUGCUUUGUUUUUUGAUUCAAACCUUGUUGGCAGAAUUCUUAAUCGAUUCUCUAAAGAUACAGGCUGCAUGGACGAGGUGUUACCCAAGGCGUUUCUGUUUGCUAUCCAAUUAGUCUUGGCUAUGCUCUCCUCGAUUCUUGUUCCAACCGUCGCUAAUCCAUGGCUUCUAUUUGUGGCUGUUCCUAUGGCAGUAGCAGUCGUGUACAUCUCUCAGUACUACCUGAAAACUUCCAGACAGUGGAAACGAUUAGAGUCUAUAAACCGAAGUCCUGUGUUUUCACACAUCUCGGAUACCAUAGAUGGGCUGGAGACUAUUCGAACAAGAACAAGACAAAAAGAUUUUGAGGAACAGUUUUACAGGUAUGUCGUGCAGUAUCAACCAGUUGUACUUUACAAUAUCAAGGUUUAAGAAAGAUGAUAUUUGUCUUGUCACGGGAGAGGGACAGAGAAACCAUUUGAAUAUCUCACGCUCUGAUUCUCUAAUACCGAGCAACACAGAACUUAAACGAUGACCUAAGUGAUUCUUAAUUCUUACUUAUCGUGCGUUCUGCACAUUGAUAAAAUCAGCAAAGUCGAAGAACGUAUAUUACCUUUUGGCUCAAAUACCAUGGCUUUUCCUGGGGCUAAUUGUCCCCUGAAGUGAUUCACAGUACUGUAAAACGUAGCCAACAGAUAGCCUGGAAAUAAAUUGGUGAGCAUCAAAGAAGAAAUUUAUUCUGUUUAGUAUGAAACUUUACUGUGAACUUGCACGAGAGUAGAAUCAGGAGUUAAGUCCUUCCGAUUAGGUGUGCAUGCGCCGUGUUAAUUUCAUCUCGCUCCUUUCAGAUGUCAGGAUGUUCACACUCAGUCGUAUAUCAUGGUGCUGGCCUGUGAGAGAUGGCUUGGUGUGCGUAUGUCAUUCCUUAUCUCCCUCCUGACGUGUACAGUGGCUCUGGGGGCGAUCUUUGUUUCUCAAGAUGCUGGUAGGUAUCUAAUAGCAUAAUCCCCCACUGACCACCUGUCAAUUGAGAAAUUUAUCGCAUCACAGGAUGUCUGUAGUUGGACAGAGCCCUCUGAUUACUUCUCUCAAACCAUUUUCCUCAUGUUUGCAAGACGUUUGGUACAUGCCACUUAAACAAGCUUCUUAAUCUCGAGAUUAAUUUAUUGCAAAAUACGAUCAUUUUCUAUCGGACCCUGUUUGUAAAAUGCAGUAGUAACUAUGACCAAUAUUUUCAGUGGAUUUUGAAAUUAUUCGUUAGAUGUUUGUUUAAAGAUUUUUCUAUUACUUUCAUCUGCUACCUAUCAACUUAAAAAUGCUCGUAUUUGACUAACUGAUUUUCGUUUUCUAACACCUUAAACAGAUAACUAAUAAAAACAUAGAGUGUUAAUAAAAUGUUCAUGACAUCGGUUCUCUUUUCUUUUUUAUUCUAUGAAUAGCGUUCGCUGGACUCGGGCUUGUUUACGUCCUUGAGAGUGUAGAACUGAUGGAUUACACUGUCAGAAAAGCAGCCGAAGUUGAGAAUUUUAUGACGUCAGUUGAACGAGUUAUGACGUACACCAAACUUGAUCAUGAACCUGGUUACAAAGUGAAAAAACUUCCCCCGGAACACUGGCCAUCAAAAGGAGACAUCACGCUUCAAGACUUGUCAAUGACUUACUACCCGGGGGGACCUCAAGUAUUAAGGAACGUUAAUCUUCAUAUAAAAGGUGGAACCAAUGUUGGUGUCACAGGGCGAACGGGAGCCGGCAAGUCAUCUCUAGUGGCAGCUCUUCUGCGCAUGCCAGAUGCCCAAGGUGCCAUAAUGAUUGAUGACAUCGCAGUAAAGGACAUUAACCUUCAAGUGUCUCGGCGAUGUGUAUCCGUACUAGGCCAGCGUCCUGUCCUUUUCAGUGGAUCUUUGAGAGAAAAUCUCGAUCUUGUAGAGCAGUUCCAAGAUGUGGAGUUAUGGCGAGCCUUAGAGAUCGUUCAACUGAAAGAAUUAGUGGAAAAUUUGGAAGGAAAACUAGAUCACCAGUUGUUAGAGCAUGGUGCAAACUUCAGUGUAGGAGAACGACAGCUAAUUUGA
This is a messenger RNA of Pocillopora meandrina, 6849 nucleotides long. The record is from the annotation of a GenBank genome assembly. Lineage: Eukaryota; Metazoa; Cnidaria; Anthozoa; Scleractinia; Pocilloporidae.